Xiphophorus hellerii (green swordtail) is the source of this 2275-nucleotide messenger RNA. RefSeq lists its product as uncharacterized. The record is from RefSeq and is a predicted model, not a curated record. The transcript has 16 exons. The coding region runs from base 152 to 1336 and encodes 394 amino acids. Lineage: Eukaryota; Metazoa; Chordata; Actinopteri; Cyprinodontiformes; Poeciliidae.
CGUUCAUACACAGGACACAGAAAAAAAACUUGACUUUCAGUGUUUCUGAGUCCAACGGAGGAGAUUACAGGUGUCUGGGUUUUCUCAAAGAUGACUGGCUUUCUUCGACAGACUGGAGUGAACCCAUCUCACUGUCAGUGUUACGUAAGUCAUGUGUAAACCAAAGGCCCAUCUGACUACGGGCAGCACAGAGCUGCCAGUAGGAGGCAACGUGAUACUAACCUGCUCACUAAACACGUCGUCAUCAUCACCGUUUAGUUUGAAAUAUUUCUGGUACCGAGGAGAAAAAUCAUCAGAGCCUGUGAGCUCGCAAGAUGCUGAUUUCCUUUCAAAUGGACAAAUGAUUGUCUCAGAGGAAGGACUGUACUGGUGCAGAGGAGGACGAGGAGAACCAGUUUACUACACGGACUACAGUGAUCACGUCAAUAUCACUAAGAACUUAUCCGUUGAGUCCGGCGGUCCAGUCGGCUCUUUGUUGCUCGUGCUGCUGGUUGUUGCUCUCCUUGGUGGAAUCAGUCUAAUUAUUCUGCUGCUCUUGUUUUGGCGCAGCAGACAGACGAAAGAUUUUCGGCACGUGAGAUUAAAUCCAUCACAGAUCUCCAAUCAGAGCUUCACCGCUAAUCAUGGAGUCAACCAGAGCGAGAUGUACACCUCCCACCCUGAGGUAAACAAUCCUUCCCUCAGUUUGUCACUCGGAUCCUCAGAGGUCAACAGGAACAAUAAAUCCGACACUGUUUACUCCCUGGCUGAAUUAAAAACCUCUGGGACAAAGAGGAGUCCUCCUGAUCCAGAAGAGGGCGCUCUUUGGUCACAUGUGAAAACACAAGCUAUAGAUGAAUCCAUAGACAAUGGGUACUCUCUGCUUGAAGUAAAAAACUUUGGAACAAAGAGACUUUCUAUUGGUCCAGAAGUGAACACUGUUUACGCCAAAGUGAAAAAAGGAGCUACAGAUAAAUCCAUAAACACUGUGUACUCCCAGAUUGAAGGGAAAAAUGUUGGGAUGAUGAAACUUCCUGUUGAUCCAGAAGAGGUCGCUGUUUAUUCUAAUGUGAAAAAAGGAGCUAUAGAUAAAUCUAUAGACACUGUGUACUCCCUGACUGAAAUGAAAAACUUUGGGACGAUGAAGGAUCCACAUGAUCCACAAGAGGGCGCUGUUGGCUCCGACAUGAAAACAGACUGUACAGCAGCGUCUACUGAGAUGAACCAUUUGAAAAAAGCCAAGAAAAAAACAAAAGGAAAACGGAGUCGUUCAGCAGAUGCAGCAGUUUAUGCUAACGAGUCAGGAACAGCUGUGGCUAGCGAUGGUCCCAUGUCCAGAAAAGCCAAAAAGCAUUAAAACCCUCAUUGUUUAGCUGUUAUCUAAAAUAAACAGCAUCUCAAAAAUGACUUAUACUCAACUCAAUAAUUAAAUGGAAAACCUUUUUGCUAUAAAAUGUUGGAGUUUUAUAGCAAUAAAACUCCCAAAUUUCUGUUCUGAAUACCAGGUUUUCUGGUAAUUUGAGAUUUGAACUUUGGUGAUGGUUUAUGUCUUCAAGGUUGAAAGCCCUGCUUGAUGUUUUCCUAAUGUUGACUCACUCCAAAUAUUUGUCCUAAGUCUGACUGCAAACAUCAGAACUAGAAAACAACCAAUAAGGUAUUCUCUGAUUAAAAACUCUGGAAAAACUCUUGCAUGCGUUUAUCCUCAAUAGGUUAGAUUACUAUUAUUAUUGCAUCUGCACAGAUUUCAAAAUCAUGUCUUAAAAAAAAAAGAAAACAUUUACACUGCUGCAGCUCAUAUCCAGAUUGCUGCUGGCAGAGUCCUGACUAUCUUUGAGGAAAACAGAUUUCAGUAAACCAGUUCUUAAAUCACUUCAUCAGAUCAAUGUCUGUCAAAGGAUUUAAUUCAAUCUAUUGCUGAUUGUGUAAAAGGCACUGAGUGACCUUUGGCCUCCCCACAUUGGAGUUGAUCAUGUGUGUACUCACAUAUCAUCUGGUUCUGCAGAUGGGCAAAAUCUACUGGUUCUUCUCAGUGAGGUCUAAAAAUGGGCCUCAAAUUUACAUUAAUAUUUCCUUUAUGUGAUUUAUAAAAUAUAUGAUUUUUCAUUUAAAAGUUGUAUUGUAAUGCAGUUCUCUUUACCUCUGCUCCUUUAUUUUGCUGUCACAUUGAAUUACAUUGUGUAAGAAUGAUGCUAUCCAAAUUACCUUCCUAUUGAAUGAGACUGAAGGAUUUUAUACAACUGAACAUGAGUUGAAAAAUGUAUCAGAAUUUACAAAAACCUAAAGUGGCCAAACUCUA